Molecule: messenger RNA, 2961 nt
Organism: Toxorhynchites rutilus septentrionalis
Lineage: Eukaryota; Metazoa; Arthropoda; Insecta; Diptera; Culicidae
Exons: 6
Coding region: 1212-2435 (407 amino acids)
Source: RefSeq, a predicted model, not a curated record
CGCGACGCUAGCCGGGCUGGACGCAUUUUUCUAUUUUUCCCGCCCAAUUAAUUCCGUCUGUCAACAAAACGGCUCUCUGUGAGUCGCGUGUGAAGCUGUGCGGUUUCUGUGACAAGACGAGAAUCGAAUCGAAUCGAAUCGGUACCGCGGCGUGACGAGACGGAGCUUCGUCAGGAUUCGUCACCGAUUUCACAGGGAAAACAAUCGGAACGAAUCGAUCCACAAUCGAACGCCCGCGGUUAUUUGUUCUCACCCCCAGCCCACCCACACGAGAAGGUAGAAUUAACCCGAGGGAAAACGGAAUAAAACAAGUGACUUUUUCUUUAGUUUGUCGUGCACUCAACAGCGAAUGCAGAGGUGCAAAACGUAAACUGAUAGGGUGGGAAGGGAAGGAGAAGAAUACAAAAAUCAAGUCGGAGGCAAAUGAAGAACGUGCGUUUUAAUUAGCUCUGGCCAAACGAAGCCACCCCCCACCCCCCCUUCUUCUACCACGCAGUGUUGUUAUCGGUUGUGGGCGUUGGAAUGCGAAGGUGGGUUUGUGCUGAGAGUGGUGGGAGUGCAGUUUAGAGAAGCGACCGAUAUUUAAAUUCGAUUGGUUCCAGGGCGAUAUUGUCCGACCCUGAGAAGUGUGAUUCGGUCAAGCGCGACGGUCGGUGUGGGUGGAAACGUAUGAAAGUGUGUGCCAUUUGGGGAUUAUUUAGAAAUUGACGUAGCUCUCGAGUUGCUACAGACAAAUGGUGAGGGAGAUGAGAAGGUGAUGAUGAACGUUAGAACGAUGUGACGAUGGUCGUAGUAAUAGUAGUAUAGCUCGGUGGUCAUCACGUUAAAUGGAAUUCGUACCCCGGUUAAACAGAGUAACGGUUUGGUAGUUCUCAAUCUGCUGUUUGACUUCCGACAUCGCCUCUUCAACUGUUUCGGAUGAAUAGUUUAAAUACGUUCUUGCACCCAAUCGCUUCUUUGUUCCUAACCAUAACGUGCAGCGAAGAAGACGAAACGAAUCUUGGCAAGUGUCCCCAAAGCACGGUAGUUAAGCGCAAAGAAGGAUAAAGCGAACCGCUGGUGCCUUUGAAAGGUACCGCCGCCAGGAGACUUCAGGAGCGUGUGAUAGCCGGUAGCGAAGAUAGCGAUAAAAGAGCAAAAGUGACUAAGCGGAAACGGAGAGUGAACGCGAAUUAACCAUAACGGCAGAGCAGUGGAUAGUGAGCUGAAGUAUGUAUUUGAGUGUUUCAGUGGGAGGUGAUGGGAUUGGAGGGGUCAGAAAUGUCGAUGGAGCAGCAGAUGGCGAACCGGGAGGGGGAGGAGGUGGUGGUGGAAGAGAACCACCAGAGAUGGAUACAAAAUUUAAUUUAAUACCGAACAAAGCGAAGCACGACGCUGCUGUUGGUAGUGUAAGGACGACGACGACGACGACGCUUCAAAGCCGAUCCAGCGGAAUAACGAUGAGGAGCUUCGUUGGAAUGCUUUUGGGAUUACUUACGAUAUCAGAAUCCCUCGCCCUACGGCUCACGAUGGUGAAAAUUCCGAUGUACAAAUUCCGUGGCGAACCUGCCAUGCUGGAGUGUCAGUACGAGUUCAAUGGGAAGCAACAACACAGCAGCCAUCACCACCACCACCAGCAUCAACAAUCGCGAGGCCGAACACGGAACGAUUCCUUCGGCAGCUACAAAUAUGGUGGCAUCUAUCAGGACGAUUACUACAGUGAUUCUGAGGGCGGAGAUCCACGGGAGGAGCGACUGUACUCGAUCAAGUGGUACAAAGACAACGAGGAGUUCUAUCGGUACGUUCCGUCCGCCAGCCAGCCCAUCAAGAGCUACAAGAUCGAGGGGAUCCGAGUCGAUCCGAAUUAUUCCGAUGGCUCGAAGGUGCUGUUGAAGAAUUUGUCCCUGAAAUCCUCGGGAGUCUACCGGUGCGAGAUAUCGGCAGAAGCUCCCAGUUUCGACUCGGUCCAGGGAGAAGGCCGAAUGGAUGUAAUAUAUGUUCCCAAGGAUGGUCCCCACAUCAAUGGCAGCGAGCAAAAAUCGUCCUACCACAUAGGCGAGACGAUGGAGCUGAACUGCACCUCAGGUCGCUCCUAUCCGGCGUCGACCCUCCAGUGGUAUCUGAACGACCAGCUGGUGACGGAACCGAACAGUAUAGUGUACUAUCCGCGGGCGGUUAACCAGUAUGGUCUGAUAUCCAGCUUUCUGGGUCUCAGCAUGGUCGUUCACCAGCGGCACUACAUCGAUGGGGUGAUGAGGAUAAAGUGCGUGGCCAGCCUUUCGCCGGUGCUCUGGCGGAACGGGAAGGAAAGCAUCGUGCAGUGGGAGCAACCGACGAUCGACAAUCGGGUGGCGAUGCUGCUGGUUAAAAGUGGCUCAUCCCGAUGGCUCAUCAACGUGAGUUUGCUGCUGCUCUCGAUGCUGUACAGUUCGACCGGAGGACUUCACCACCCAUAGCUGGCUGCUGCAGGACCGGAGGAAUGUCCCGACGUCGUUUCAGUGAAAGCUCGCUCCAUGCAACGCAAGCGUUCUCCGGGAUAAACCGGACCGACGGUGGGCUGACGGGCUGAGCUCUGGGGGAAGGUCUGGAUCAGUGAACGAAGUGGAACAACUUGGGCAAAUAUAAAUAUUAUAUUUGCCAGUGUGCGCGAUAGUAGAAAGGAAUGAGCGGAGAAGCUAUAAGCAGUGAUUUACUCUGAUAGUAUUUAUGGCUGACAGCGAGAGAAAAUAGCUUUUUCCCGAGUUUAGUUUUCUGAUUAAGUUUUUGUUUGGUUCUAUUUAGUGUACAGUUGGAACAGAGAGAUGAAAAUGCUAGAAGAAAAGCACUAUGUAUAAAUAUAGAAGCAUACCCUAAAGUAGCGAAUGUUACAAAACAAAAGAAGAAGAAGAAAAAACAGCAGUGUGAUUGUAAAUUCACUAAUUUUGUACAUAAAAGUUAGCUGGGAAUAAUUGCUAGAAUAAAUUUUCCGCUUGAACCCAUUGA